Molecule: messenger RNA, 1155 nt
Organism: Penicillium odoratum
Lineage: Eukaryota; Fungi; Ascomycota; Eurotiomycetes; Eurotiales; Aspergillaceae
Exons: 3
Coding region: 1-1155 (384 amino acids)
Source: RefSeq, a predicted model, not a curated record
AUGCUCCUCACAGUAUCACCUCUCAUCACUGGUCAGGGAACUCAGUGGGGUUCAUUACACAAACGCCAGGAACCCCACUGGGUACAGCACUACAACUGGCGUAAGCAUAUGCUGGGUGCUUUUAUUUCCUUUUUGUAUAAGCGACCUGCAACCGAGCUCACCGAACACAUCAAGCAAGAAUGCCGGUUGCAGUUGAUCCAUCUCAAUCCCCACGGAGCAACAACUUCCUCUCUCGGCACACCAUGGUUCCUCCCCGAGCCCAUGGUUGGGCUGAACAAAAUCAAAGUCAACUCCCUGCGACUCACCAAAUUUUUCAAAACCCAUGAGAGAAUCCGUGCAAAGCCGGAUAUGCCUCAAGAAGUUCGUGAUCGGAUCCUUGGAAACGCUCUUAAUACAGAGUUCCUCCAGCACCGCCGCAGUGCAAACAUCAACAACCUCCCAGCGGCGAGUUACGAAGGAUUCGAUCUCCAUACCUCCACAUUGGAGAAGCUCGGCACCCUUCCCUGCAGAGUCCUUCUCACUGAACAACCAGUAGAAGGCAGGAGUAGCCACCGCGUCGUUAUGGUGGCAGCCAAAAAGCCAGCAGACCAAGUCCAACCAAACACCGAUGACAUCCGAACGCUGGUCACGUUCCUGGAGGAUGCAAUGGUAGAUGGAGCACGAAGAGUCAAGAACCCGGUGCACCGGAUCAAAGUCUGGAAACUCGACCACACCUUCCCAAUCCUAAUGGUGACAAUCUACCCUGGAGCUCAAGCUCGGGUUCUUUACGGACACUUCGACGGGGCCGCUCUGCAGGUCCAAUAUACCGAUGUCCUCCAGUUCACCGAAGAAGGCUUUUACGAGCAAAUGCAGGGGCUGCUUUCCUGGUCCUUCCCCAUUUGCCUGUGGGAAACGGCAAUCAUCCCCCGAAUGGGGUCUAUCAUCGAGGAAGACGAGAGUGACGAUUGCUCCACUCCAGUGUACCAGUUCACUCGGAGUUUCGAGCCAACUCCUACCGAGAAGACCAAGGUUCUCGACAAGGUGGUCAAAGCGGCUGCGGUAGUGAGGGCUAAGGAGGCGAAGAAGAUCAAACGGGAGAAGAAGGGAAAUGGCAAGGGAUAUCACCGUGGGUCAAAGAAAGCUGAAAAGCAACAAGAAAACCGGAGGAAAGACUAA